Messenger RNA from Dufourea novaeangliae, 3115 nucleotides. RefSeq names its product sarcolemmal membrane-associated protein (gene Slmap). The transcript has a single exon. NCBI's taxonomy places the organism in Eukaryota, Metazoa, Arthropoda, Insecta, Hymenoptera, Halictidae. Bases 773 to 3106 code for a protein of 777 amino acids. Gene Ontology annotation, molecular function: protein binding. The record is from RefSeq and is a predicted model, not a curated record.
UCGGUACAGUAGGGAAGUCGUUCGAGAACAAUAUUUUCGGUCUUGAUCUGUCCGGUUGAUCACAACAUUGCUCGAUUAGUCGCGUUUGGGUGUUAUCGACCACAGCGUCGGGUGUAUUAUGAUUCUCUAAUGAAUCUCCUCGAAUGCAACGUCGAAGACUUUAAAGUGCAAGGAAACUGGUGCGAAGGACGAAAGUGUGAAAGUGUACGCUCACCGCUACUUGCGCAGAGAAACAUAUCAUUUCACGUUCUCGACGCGUACGGAAGAUUCAUUCUGAUUACAUUCUGAGGCAAAUCCGGACCAACGAAUCGCGGAGUUGAACUGAACAUUCUUGAGUUGAUUAAUUGACACACAGUGCAAUUACACUAUACGUGCGGACAGUUCAUGACAAAUUGAAAAACGAAUACUAGAAGACAACUGGAGUGGCAACGGAAUUUUUUUCUCUGUUGUGGAAAUAUUUAAAUUCGUAUGUCACGCCUUUCCAUGAGGAAUUUUACGUUUCGAACGAUCCGAACACGAUCCUUGCGAUUGAGUUUCGCGAUCGGGCGUGAACAAUAACCGUUCCGUGAUAAACCGACACGACAUUAAACACGUUCAAUGACAGUGAAACGCGUGAUUUUUUAGUUUCGCAUUCGCUCGCCGGUUUGCUGUAUCGAUAUAUGAUUAUCCUUUGUUUUUUCACCAUACAUGUGUUGAAUUAUUCUGAAAGAGACUUGCAAUUAUUUGCAUUUUCCAUCGGCUAUGGUUGUAGUCAGUGGUGGGUGGGUACAAAAUGCCAGUUUUCCUGCCAGUCAAUACAAUGCAGAAGAACAAAAUGACAGCCAAAGGUGUCUUAAUCUGCAGGGAAAAUUCCCAUCCAUUUCAAGAACGUACACUGACAUUGGAGAAACCUGUGAAAAUCGGUCGUUCUGUGGCUAGAUCCACAGCUGCAGCAAACAAUGCGAUCUUUGAUUGCAAAGUAUUAUCUAGAAAUCAUGCGUUGCUGUGGUAUUCCAGUGGAAAGUUUUACUUGCAAGAUACACAUAGUAGUAAUGGUACAUUUGUUAAUAAUCAGAGACUUGGUGCUGCCAAUGUAGAAUCUCCACCAAAGGAGGUAUUUUCAGGUGACAUAGUGCAAUUUGGCGUUGACGUGAUGGAGAGUACAAAAAAGUUUAAGCAUGGAUGUAUAGUUGCAACACUGAAAUUGUAUCUGCCUGAUGGGAAGGAAGCUAAUGUUCUUACAUCGGUUGCAUCACCAAUCAAUAAUGUUUCCCUUGAAGAUUUGUAUAAGUUGAAUCAGGUCAUGCAAGAGGCUUCAAAACGCGAGAAGGCACUUAAUUCUAAGUUAUAUUAUCUUCAACAGCUUGUGGCUAAUACCAGAAAAGCUGCCAAUCAGUCUUGGACGGCAUUAAUAGCAGAGGAUCGAUUGUUGUCUUGGGUAGAGACUGUUGAAAGCCAAUUGAAUGUUUACUCUAAAAAUUACACAGAAGAUAAAAUCAGAAAUGAGUUGGUAAAGCUUCAGGAGGAAAAGGCACAGUACCAAAAUGCAGCAAAGGAAGCAUUACAGAAAGUACUACAAGAAAAGCUGGAAAUUUCUCAAAGGUUAUUACAGUUAGAAGGACGUCUAAGUGAAACAGAAGAGGAAUGUCAGAGUCUUCAUAAUAUAGGAAAGUAUACUGAAUCAGAGUUUCAUGUACUGAGUAGUAAAUAUUCAGAGGUACAAAAGAAACUUCAGGAAACCACAAAUAAACUGACUGAGACUGAGGAACAGAUGAAAGACAUGAUACAAAAUGUAGAACAAGAGAAACAAGAACUUCUGAGAAGAAUUGAAGAUCAAUCCAGAAUUGAAAAGAAUCUACAAGCAAGGUUACGUGAUUCCAGAUUAGAUUCUGUCAAUAGUCAUAAGCAGAUCACUGCCCUCAGAAAUUACAUGCAGAUUUUGCAAGAUAAGAAUUCAAAAAUGGUAACCAGCGAUAACAUGGAAUCCAAGGAUGAAGAGAAUCCUAUUGAAGCCAUUAAUAUUAUCCUUAAUAAACUGAAUUCUAUACACGCUGAUAACAUGGAGAUCGACGUGGAAACUAAUUUUUGUCCUUUAAAGGACGAACAGGACAAUCAAAUUAACUUGCGAGAUAUUGAUUCAAAUCAGUUAAAAAAUUCUGACACUACUUUUUCGAAGGAACAAUUAGAAGAUUCAUUGACUAACAAUGAUAAUGUAACAGAGUAUAUUUUACCACCGCCGUCUCGAAGAACUUUAGUCAAUGGAAAUGUAAAUAUAGACAAUUCUGAUAUCAAUUCGGAAUCUGAUACCAAUUCGGAUGCAACAGAUGAUACAUGUAGUAUUACCAGCGACGAUACAAGCGAGAAAUCUGUUAUAGAAGUUAAAAGAGAGGAGCCUGCUUAUGAAGUAGUUGAGGAAAUUGUAGUACCUUACAAAAUGGAAGUUCGAUUCGCGUGCGAAGAAAAUGGCAAGGAAUCGGAAGUUCCUUGUCAGCUUCAGAUCAUGCUGAAAGAAAAAGUAAGCGAAGAAAGGGAAGCUACUGUUGAAAGUACAAAUAACUUUAAAUCUUUAAAUGAGUCAAUUUCCGUGGAAACCAAUCAACAGAAGAAAAAGGAUGAAGGAGACAAGGAUAGUACCGAAUUAGAUGAGGAAUGUGAAGGGGAACAUUUAGAAAGCGAUUAUGUGAAAACAUUGAAACCUGUGUCUAAACAUGAUGCACAACAAAAUUUAUAUACAAGGGAGUAUCUACUACAAACAUUAAUAGGAUCUCUAGAUUCUUUAAAACUUGAAGACAAUUUAGAGUCACAACAAGCAGUCAAAAAGGAGUUAGAAAAUCUCAAGGAUUGGUUGAUUAAUGAACCACCUGAAGAAAUUGUUGAGAAAUUAAAAGAACUAUACUACCGUGCCAAGAAUGAAUCUCAAAGAAUUCAAGAGCUCCACGAAGAGUUAGUCAUUUUAAAGGAGAAGUACAAUGCUUUUGUCGAAGAGAAGGCAGAGCUCUUAAAGAAGUAUACAACUCUCAGAGCGCAAUGCGGUGAUUUAUUAAAUGCAACCUAUUCUGUACCAAUACAUUAUGUAGCACCCAUUGCGAUAAUGUUAGUAUGGAUGCUACUACAGAAAAUAUUCUAAUAUUUCUUU